Messenger RNA from Gymnogyps californianus (California condor), 1663 nucleotides. RefSeq names its product transmembrane protein 68-like. NCBI's taxonomy places the organism in Eukaryota, Metazoa, Chordata, Aves, Accipitriformes, Cathartidae. The record is from RefSeq and is a predicted model, not a curated record. Bases 1 to 1047 code for a protein of 348 amino acids. Gene Ontology annotation, molecular function: acyltransferase activity. The transcript is spliced from 7 exons. Gene Ontology annotation, cellular component: membrane.
AUGAUAGGUAGAAAAGAAUCCUGCGCUUCAGGACAGACACCGAUGACUGACCUAAGCUGCCUUGCCUAUGUACUGGAACAAUGGACUGUUGUGGAGUACCUGAAGAAGUACCUUUUUCAUGUGGUCAUCAUCUCACUGACAAUGAGUGCAAUAUUAGUUUUUUUUAUAGUUCCUUUAACAAUCCUCUUUUUCAUUUACCUUACUAAUAUUUUGCUUGUAAUAUAUCAGAGGAACAGUAAGGUAAAAGCAGAUCCCUUGAGUGAUGUUUGGGAUAGUGCAAGGAAAACUAUAGCAAGCUUUUGGGAUAUAUAUGCAAGAAUAUGGCAUGGUUAUGAGCUUCAUGGUGUGGAAAACCUACCAGAAGGACCGGGCAUUCUUGUGUAUUACCAUGGAGCUAUUCCUGUAGACUACCUUUACUUUUUGUCUAGGCUGUUUCUCUGGAAGAAAAGACUUUGCCUGUCAGUAGCUGAUCAUUUUGUCUUUCGUUUACCAGGGCUUAAAUUAUUAUUGGAAGUGACGGGUAUUAUGCCAGGUACAAGGGAGGAGUGUCUCAUUGCACUGAAGAAUGGACACUUGGUGUCCGUCUCACCAGGUGGAGUUAGAGAAGCACUAUUCAGUGAUGAAAGUUAUCAACUCAUGUGGGGAAAUCGAAAAGGCUUUGCUCAGGUCGCUCUAGAUGCAAAAGUGCCCAUCAUUCCAAUGUAUACUCAAAAUGUCCGAGAAGCAUAUAGGAUGUUUAAAGAAAGAAAUUUUGCUUUUCAGACUUCUGCUUACUUUGGAUUCUCUAACACGCUUGCUGUGGGAUUUUUUAGACAGUUGUAUGAAAGUACUCGAUUGCCAUUUACUCUUCUGUACGGAGGACUUCCAGUUAAAUUUCGCACAUACAUUGGGGAGCCAAUCCCGUACGAUCCGAAUAUAACUACAGAGGAAUUAGUUGAAAAGACAAAGACUGCUGUCCAGGCUCUCAUAAGCAAGCACCAGACAAUCCCAGGCAGCAUAUGGAAGGCUUUACUGGAGCGAUUUGAUAAACGUCGUAGAAGUGAUUAGAAUGCUUAUGUUUAUUUCAUUGUUUUUACAGCAUACAGUAAAAACCAAUGUCCAGUGGCACUGAUGACUAAUAAUUGGUGUUCAACCAGUUUAAUUUACAAGUUUCUACAGAUUUGACAGAAGAAAACAAUUAACCUCUUGAAGGUUCCCCUGUGUCUUUGAGGAUAGUCUGAAGUCAGAAAGACUGAAGAAGAAAACUUAUGUAUAAUAGCAAUGCAACAGCUAAAUUCCCCAAAAGGAAAUCAUAUAGCCAGGAUUUGCCUGGUUCCUAAAACAAGUAUGUACAUACAUCUCAGAGCCUCAGAAGUUUUGUCUAGAUCUCUGGUUUUAUGUUUUGAGCGGUUCACGGUCCAGUCUUAGAGCAGAAUCUCAAAGUUGGUGUUGUCCCACCAGAGUCUACCCCUCGGUGGGCACCUUCCCUGUUGGACCCCAUGCAAGACAGUGUCAGAAGAGAAACUGUCUCACUUUAGCUAAUGAUCUACUGCUUAGGCCAUUUUUCUAGAGAGACUAUACAAAGAGAAAUAAUCCCAUUAAACCAGGUAUUAGACUCCUGCAAACACAUCAGCUUAGUGGUUCUGUACCCUGGAAAGUAGGAGUGCUACAUCCAAGACUUUGC